Messenger RNA from Apodemus sylvaticus (European woodmouse), 5167 nucleotides. RefSeq names its product beta-1,3-galactosyltransferase 5 (gene B3galt5). NCBI's taxonomy places the organism in Eukaryota, Metazoa, Chordata, Mammalia, Rodentia, Muridae. The transcript has 3 exons. Gene Ontology annotation, cellular component: membrane. Gene Ontology annotation, molecular function: N-acetyl-beta-D-glucosaminide beta-(1,3)-galactosyltransferase activity. The record is from RefSeq and is a predicted model, not a curated record. The coding region runs from base 488 to 1414 and encodes 308 amino acids.
CACUGACCAGAGUGGAAAGCCCUCUGAUCCAGAGCAGUGGGAGAGCCGUAAGAUUGCUGGCUCUGCAGUCUGCUGACUGGAGGUCUCUUCAGCUAGUUCAAUCCAAGUCCACACACAUUAUGUGAAAACAAGAGCUUCUAAUCUUUAAACAGAGAACAGUUGAUAGGGUCUUCCUAAGUUCUCUAGCACCCACAAAUCAUCCUGUGCUGAGCAGUUCCUGUGAGAAUACUGGUUCUGCCUUGGAAAGGCUGCUGGCUCCAUGCUGGUUUUCUUCCUGCUCCUCUGCGUUCCUGAAGAAGAAAGACUGUCAUUUAUUCCUGAGAGACACAAUCAUCAUUUUUGGUAGACAAACUAAGUCCAAAAGAUUGUCUCAGAAGGUAGUGUGGAAUCUCGCUCACCGGCUGCUUUUCUAAAGGGAUUCAUUUCCUUUUGGCUUCUAUCCUGUGGCUUAGCCCUCUGGACGGACCUGAGCUCUUACUUGGCAGAGAUGGCCCACAUGAAGACGAGGCUAGUUUAUGCUUCCAUUCUCAUGAUGGGCGCGCUCUGCUUGUACUUCAGCAUGGAGUCUUUCAGAGAACUCCCGUUUGUUUUCAAGAAAAGUAACGGGAAAUUCCUUCAGCUUCCGGAUAUAGACUGCAAGCAGAAGCCGCCUUUCCUCGUGCUGCUGGUGACAUCAUCCCACAAGCAGCUGGCCGCUCGCAUGGCCAUUCGCAAGACAUGGGGUAGAGAGACAUCGGUGCGGGGCCAGCAGGUGAGGACCUUCUUCCUUCUGGGGGCCUCCGACAGCACUGAGGACAUGGACGCCACAACCCUGGAGAGCGAGCAGCACCGUGACAUCAUCCAGAAGGACUUCAAAGACGCCUAUUUCAACUUGACCCUGAAGACCAUGAUGGGUAUGGAAUGGGUCUACCACUUUUGUCCUCAGACAGCUUUUGUGAUGAAAACAGACUCAGACAUGUUUGUGAAUGUUGGGUAUCUGACCGAACUGCUGCUAAAGAAAAAUAAAACGACCAGGUUCUUCACAGGCUACAUAAAGCCCCAUGACUUUCCCAUCAGGCAGAAGUUCAACAAGUGGUUUGUGAGUAAGUUCGAAUAUCCCUGGGACAGGUACCCACCUUUUUGCUCCGGUACUGGUUAUGUCUUUUCCAGCGACGUGGCGAUCCAAGUAUACAACGUCUCAGAGAGUGUGCCCUUCAUCAAGCUGGAGGAUGUGUUUGUUGGGCUCUGCCUGGCUAAGCUGAAGAUCCGGCCGGAGGAGCUCCACAGCAAACAGACCUUCUUCCCCGGUGGUUUACGCUUCUCUGUGUGCCGCUUUCAGAAAAUCGUGGCCUGCCAUUUUAUGAAGCCCCAGGACCUGCUCACUUACUGGCAGGCACUGGAGAGCUCGAAAGAACAGGACUGCCCUGCUGUCUGAGGGGAGCCUGCUGGCACCUAGGACAAACUUCUGACAACCUUUGGUGAUGAUUUGGGAAGAUCUGGGAUGUUCUUGCUGGGAACUGUCUCGGGUAGAGAGAGGAUGAGGAUGUUCUCAAAGCUACAUGGGAAAGGAUAGAUACGAAAGCUGAGGAAUGACUUGUUCCCACUUGGCACCCGGAGCAAUAACAGAUCUCAUCUUUUCAGGCCUUUGCCGGAUGCCCUCGAUGUCUGAGACACGCCCUUCAUCCACCCGUUUCUGGGCUCAGCAUAUAUAUGAAGAAGCCCUGGAUAUGGUCAUCCCCCUUUUGUAGGUUAAGACCAGCCAUGUCACUUACUCGUUCAAAAACUCACAGCCUAUAGACGGAGCUGGAAUGAGAAUCAAGGGGUAUCAGGAUUCAGUUGGUGGUCGGUCCCCAAUUGGGUGUCUCAUGCCUUGGGAGAAGGUGGUGGUGGGAGAAACUAGGGGUUGGGGAGGGACUUACAGCUAAGUAGCAUCCUUCAGUCCUUUUCCAGAGUCUCGUGCCCCUCACUUCCCAAUCCCUUGUACUUUUAGAAUGUCAAGACUGGAAUAAACCAGCUUUUUCAGGCCUUACCCUUUGCUCGAAUGAUGUAGCUGGGCACUGAGUUAAUAUAGAUUAACCACUUGAUACCCAAAGUGUCCUCAGUAUGAUUUUAAGAGACAUGCAUGCCUGCAGCCUCUAUAGCUCACUUCCAUGCCAGAAGGAAACUGGUUUUAUAGGACCAUAAAAGUCAGGCUGAGAAGCCACUGCUGAGUCUUGCUCUAUAGACUGACCACUGCUAACAUCCCAAUGAGGGAGAUGUCUCCAUUGAGCUGACUCUGCUUUGGAUGUACUAUUAGUGACCAUUUGCAGCGCUGGGGCACUUCAAACAUCUAAGUUCAAACUCAAGGGUAGCCAGGCACAGGCAUAGUGGGGUAUCCAGAGCUUUCCUGGGCUCUGGGCUGGGUCUAAGCUCCGGAGAUACAAAGCCUGGAAGCAGGCCCAGUCUAGGGGCUCUUCCUACAUCUGUGGUCCUUCCUGACCUCCCGGAAUUUAUCAUGUAGUCAUAGACAUGCUGAGUGUUGCCUUUUGGAAUUUAACUUUCUCUUCCCAGCUGGGUGUCUCUACCCCUGAAGGUUUUCAUAAAUGGGUAAAGACAGGGGGCUUUUGGCCAUUUAGCCACAGUCACCAGACACGUAAUCUUGCUCUGUGUCACAGGAAUUAUUGAUUUCCCACAGCUUUUCUAGAUUUUACUAUGUGCUUGGGGCAAAGGCUUCUCGUGGCUAUGUAACUGUAAAUGUUGGAAUAUGCUCUCACCUGAACUCAGGAAAACUUAACGGUUGGAACACCAUUAGGUUGGAGGAAGCCAGAAGCUGCCUCCAGGGCCUCAUAUUCAUGCUUGUUCCUGUCUCUCCUAUUAAUCUCUUCCACAACUCUUGGGGAAAAUUCUGUCUGUGACAUUUUUCAAAAUCAUGAAGCACCAAGUUCUAGACCCUUAUUGAGAAUAUGUGAAAUUCUGAACCAGGUAGAGAAAGGGUAUUUGUUUCUGGGUGUGUACUAUAGACUACAUACACCGUCAAAACCAACCCCGACCACAUCUUCUUUGACAGAGGGGGAAGCCAAAGCUUGUACCAUAUGGUGGUGUUGCUGUCUGGAGGGUGGGAGAGCUGGCGUCAGCACCUAGCACCGGGCGCCAUGUACCAGACCUUUCUUUUACUUACUUGUUAGCCAUAUUGCCCUUUGCAUCCACAUAGACAGCAGACUGGAGCGAGCAUUCAGUGCUGAGAAGAGGGUUGGGCGUAGGUAUAUGCACAGCGUACUGGAGCCUAGACAGAUGUGGUCACCUGUGCCCAUACUUGCUGUUGCAUUGAAGAUGCCAGCACCCUUCCCAAGGGGACAUUCUUCAUUCUUACAACCAGAUUGGUAUCAGCAGAGGCAGCUGAGGUGACUCAGUGACUCACCCUGCAACUGAGACGUGGCACAGACACAGUGCUCGGCCUUCUCCAUUGGUGCACCAUUAACAUCCCUUCCUGUGUGCUUGAUUCUCUCAGAAGCUUGGGGCUGGUGCUACCCCAGGAGUCACCAGCAUCUCACUCUGCCUGCACGCUGCCACCCCUGUCCUCCUGGGUGUUGUCUGGAGUGUUGGUCUACUUCUUCCCGGUUCUGCUUCCUGUGACUUAGCCCUGGGGCUUUCCUCAGAAUUCUCACAAACUUCCCAUUGAGACUAGCCUUAUCAUGAGGUCGUGUGUGGCCAAGUAUGGCAGAUUGAGUUCAGUCCUUGAGACCCUUGUGAUAGAAGGGGAGACUUGGUCUUUACAAGCCCACGGUGGCACAUAUGUGUCUGCACACAUGUGCAUGCAAGGCUCUAAUAAGUAACACGUAAACAAAAUAAUUUUUGCAACGACUCCUUCAAACGCUGACCUCUGAAAUUCUUUGCUUAUUUUUAUUCCUGUUGCUUUCCAGGAUGCAAAUCCCUGUGUGUGAGCACUGGUAGAGGUGUAGUAGGAAAAAAAAAAAUCCCUCUCAGGUAGAAUUAUUUGCAAAAUGCCCUAGUUUGGUUGGGAAUUCAAUAGAAAAAUUUGUUGGGAGGCUUGCCCCAGUUUCCCACCUGUUAUUUAACUCCCGGGGUAAGACCCUCAGAGUGGCCUUAGAUCAUUCCUGGAAGUAAAGAGUGAAACCAUCUAAACUCAGAGUCCAGAACAGCUGAGUAAGCCUGGCAGGAGCAAGUUAGACCGAAGCAGAGCAACAAUAGCGAAAGGUUUUAAGUCCAUUAAAAAGUAGCAUUUUCUAAUUACCAGGUAUAACACUUUUAAAUACAAGAAGAAAAUGGAUUUUGUGGCCAAAAUGUCAUAUACCUGCUUUUUCUGUGGUAUUGCUUUGUGGUUUUUGGUGCUGGGGAUGGAGCCCUAAUGCUUAUCAGGGCUCCCCUACUGUGCCUCUCCAGCCCCUGUUGAGUUGUUUUGCAUCACACAUUUUACUACCUCCUGUAGGGGUCUUGGGGAUCAGAGCCUGGUGCCUCCAGUUCAGAUACUGUGCUGGGUAGUUUUAACUGUUAACUCUGGAAGAGAGUUUUAAUGAGAAAUUAUUUCUUCAUUAUUAAUUGAUGUAGGAAGACUCAGUCCAUUGUGGGCGACACUAUUCCCUAGGCAACAGUAUGAGAGGAGAAAGCCAGCCAAGGGCAAGCAAGGAUCCGUGUUUACCUCUCUGUCUGUGGGACUGUGGUGUGCCCGCCCGUCUGCUUCAUGUUCCUGCCUUGACUUCCCUGCAAUAACACACUGCAGCCCGGGCGUGUGAGCUAAAUAAACCUUCUCUUCCCCAAGGUGAUUCUGUCACAGUAACAGAAGUGAAGUUAGAGCAGAUGCUCAGGGUGAUACCCACAGGGUCAGACCCUUCUCACUUUACCCUGCCCUGGAUGUCACCCAGUGCCACCUCUCUGUCCCACACAGAGGGGAGCCCAGAAGCUACUUAAAUUCUGUUUCAGGGAAGUAUCAGGGGAGGAGAGCUGACUCAUUUCACCUAAAAAAUGCCUCCUGUGACUGCAGACGACUCAUAUGCAGCUGCGGACACUUUGUAGUCAAAUUUGAUUUCCUAAAGGAUUAAAAAUUAAAUGUCUAUGUCACUGAAUGGAGUUUGGAAUUGUCAUUUGCCUGUAUGUGGAGGAGGUUCUACAGGCUAUGAUACUGUAUUUUGGGAGCGGGUAUAUGUAUUUAUGAUUUGUCAAUGAUAUUUAUCUUUAAUAAAAAUUAAGUUAU